AUGGCUAUUGAUUAUUCAAAGUGGGAUAAAAUUGAGAUUUCGGAUGAUUCUGAUAUAGAAGUUCAUCCUAAUGUGGACAAACGGUCCUUUAUUAAAUGGAAGCAGCAGUCGAUCCAUGAGCAAAGGGCCAAGAGGAAUCAGGACAUCAAAAACUUGGAGUUCCAGGUUGAAAUGUAUAACCACUUAAACAAAAGAGUGGAUAAGUUGAUGUCUCAGUUAAGUGACACAGAUUUGCUAUCGAUGGAUGUUGUAUCCAGGUUCUUAAAUGAAAACUUUGACAAGAAUGAGAGAGGUUCUGGUGAGAAUGUUGAUCCUGAUAUGCCACCAUAUAACGAAAUGGUUGAAGAUUUGUUUGAACAAUUGAAAAUGAAUGCCAAAGAUGAAAACAAGAACCCUAAUGAUGGAACCGUGAUUCGAGAGAUGAUGGAAAAGCACAGAGAAAAAAUUACUAAGGUGACUUCAGAAGCUAAGGUUAAGUUACAAGAGUUAUACAAAGAGAAGGCGUUGCAUAUUUCAUCGGAUGAUAUACAUACCGGGUUUGAUAGGAGUAUUAUCAAUAAAAACUCCGGUGAAGACAACGAAUCCGCUCAGUAUAUUCCUAAGACCGCGAGUUCAGAGUCUGCAAAUUCCAUUCCAAAAUCUAUACUUGCUAACCAGCUAAUGGAGUUCAUUGACUACAAGGAUGAUACCAUGAAGCUGGCUCCUGAAACAGAAAAAUUUGGCUCAAUUCCUUGGAUAGAAUAUAAAAAGUCUGAAAAAUUUCUCUUAGAACACUUACCUAUUCUUUCGGAGCAACAGAAGGAUGCAUUGAUGAUGAAAGCAUUUGAAUAUCAGAUGGGUGGUGAUGAAAAGAUGGCUUACCAAGUUAUUCAUCAAUCCGAAUUGAUGUCGUAUAUUCGUGAAAUAUAUUCCAUGAAAAAGAUACCAAAUUUGCAUGUUAGAGAGCUAACUGAAGUUAUCAACAUGUUUUUUGAGAAAGUGUUCUACAAGAAUACGGGCGCUUCAGGUAAAAGAUCGUUUUUAGACUCGGUCAAUUCUAAGUUUGAGCAUGUUAAGCAACGUUGUAAAGUAUUGGAGAAAGAACAAGCGACGGAAGCCGCGGAAGGUGGUGUGGAAACCAUCCAACUAAAAUCGUUAGACGAUUCUACUGAAUUGAAAGUGAACAUCCCCGAUUUUGAAUCUAAGGAUCCUCAAGAACAGCAGAAAGUUCAAGCCUUCUAUAAAUUACCAAAAAAUAUGCAAGAAGCUGUUAAAACACAAAGCUUAGAUGCUAUUAAUGAGGUAUUUGCCAGCAUGCCAAUUGAAGAAGCAGAAAGUAUCUUGGAUGUUUUUAAUGAAAGCGAGAUUAUUGGCAUAAAUGCCUUAUUGGAGGAUGAAAAUGAAUUUAAAGAACUUCAGGAGCACUAUAACAACGAGAAAAACAUGGAAACCCUGUCUAUUGACAAAGAAAAAAAUGAUAAUAUAACAUUAGGUGACUCUAGCAACAUUGUGGAUUGA
Messenger RNA from Eremothecium cymbalariae DBVPG#7215, 1497 nucleotides. It is a transcript of the gene CDC37, whose product is annotated as Hsp90 co-chaperone CDC37. The record is from RefSeq and is a predicted model, not a curated record. Gene Ontology annotation, cellular component: cytoplasm. The transcript has a single exon. Gene Ontology annotation, biological process: protein stabilization; protein folding. Gene Ontology annotation, molecular function: protein-folding chaperone binding; protein kinase binding; heat shock protein binding. Bases 1 to 1497 code for a protein of 498 amino acids. Lineage: Eukaryota; Fungi; Ascomycota; Saccharomycetes; Saccharomycetales; Saccharomycetaceae.